Molecule: messenger RNA, 3189 nt
Organism: Psammomys obesus (fat sand rat)
Lineage: Eukaryota; Metazoa; Chordata; Mammalia; Rodentia; Muridae
Gene: Slc40a1
Product: solute carrier family 40 member 1
Exons: 9
Coding region: 58-1992 (644 amino acids)
Biological process (GO): iron ion transmembrane transport
Cellular component (GO): basolateral plasma membrane
Molecular function (GO): iron ion transmembrane transporter activity; peptide hormone binding
Source: RefSeq, a predicted model, not a curated record
UUGCCAGGUGCCAUUCUGGCGGUGGCGCUUGACGUAUGCAAGCUGCUUGGAGUUUCAAUGUUUAGGAUCACUCUUGAAGUGUUGACGAAAUUGACAAAGCAACAGGCUGAUACAAGAAACAGUUGUCCUUUGGGGUCUUUCGGCCCGAGGCUGCUGUUGUGCUGUGUUUUAGCGGUGCUAUCUCGGUUCCUCGCACUCCUGUGGACAAGCCCCUCGGCAAGGGCAGCUACAGUAACCAGGACCACAGCAAGCAGGAGGGCGCCUGGUGUCAUGACCAAGGCAAGAGAUCAGACGCGCCAGCAAGGAUGCUGUGGAUCCUUAGCAAACUAUCUGACCUCAGCAAAAUUCCUCCUCUACCUUGGCCACUCUCUCUCCACUUGGGGGGAUCGGAUGUGGCACUUUGCGGUGUCUGUGUUUCUGGUGGAACUCUAUGGGAACAGUCUCCUCUUGACAGCUGUCUACGGGCUGGUGGUGGCGGGCUCCGUUCUCAUCCUCGGAGCCAUCAUUGGUGACUGGGUGGAUAAGAACGCCAGACUUAAAGUGGCCCAGACUUCACUGGUGGUGCAGAAUGUGUCCGUCAUCCUGUGUGGAAUCAUCCUGAUGAUGGUGUUCUUACAUAAGAAUGAGCUUCUGACCAUGUACCAUGGAUGGGUCCUGACUGUCUGCUAUAUCCUGAUCAUCACUAUUGCGAACAUCGCAAAUUUGGCCAGUACUGCUACUGCGAUUACCAUUCAAAGGGACUGGAUUGUUGUUGUAGCGGGAGAAAACAGAAGCAGAUUAGCAGACAUGAAUGCUACCAUCAGAAGGAUUGACCAACUGACCAACAUCCUGGCCCCCAUGGCUGUGGGCCAGAUUAUGACAUUUGGUUCCCCAGUCAUUGGCUGUGGUUUCAUUUCGGGGUGGAAUUUGGUGUCCAUGUGUGUGGAGUACUUCUUGCUCUGGAAGGUUUACCAGAAAACCCCUGCUCUGGCUGUGAAAGCUGCUCUCAAGGUAGAAGAGUCAGAACUGAAGCAACUGAACUUACCUAAAGAUACUGAGCCAAAACCUCUGGAGGGAACUCAUCUAAUGGGUGAGAAAGACUCCAACAUCCGCGAACUUGAACGUGAGCAAGAGCCCACAUGUGCCUCCCAGAUCGCUGAGCCUUUCCGCACGUUCCGGGACGGAUGGGUCUCCUACUAUAAGCAGCCGGUGUUUCUGGCUGGCAUGGGCCUGGCUUUCCUCUAUAUGACAGUCCUGGGCUUUGAUUGCAUCACCACAGGGUACGCCUACACUCAGGGGCUGAGUGGUUCCAUCCUCAGCAUUUUGAUGGGAGCCUCAGCAAUAACUGGAAUAAUGGGGACUGUGGCUUUCACUUGGCUUCGCCGGAAAUGCGGUCUCGUUCGGACUGGCCUACUCUCAGGACUGGCACAGCUUUCCUGUUUGAUCCUGUGUGUGAUUUCCGUGUUCAUGCCAGGAAGCCCCUUGGACUUGUCUGUUUCUCCAUUCGAGGAUACUCGUUCUAGAUUCAUGCAGGGGGAGCCAGUGUUCCCAACUACCAAAAUACCUGAGGCCGUCUUUCCAACAGAAGUGCUUAUGUCCAAUGCGUCUGAUGUCAAUACUGUCCAGGAGAUGAGUACUAAAUCCGUGCCCAUCAUCUCUGUCAGCCUGCUGUUUGCAGGAGUCAUUGCUGCUAGAAUCGGUCUUUGGUCCUUUGAUUUAACUGUGACACAGUUGCUGCAAGAAAACGUGAUUGAAUCUGAAAGAGGCAUUAUCAAUGGCGUGCAGAACUCCAUGAACUACCUUCUCGACCUUCUGCAUUUCAUCAUGGUCAUCUUGGCCCCAAAUCCAGAAGCUUUUGGCUUGCUCGUACUGAUUUCAGUCUCCUUUGUGGCAAUGGGCCAUCUUAUGUAUUUCCGAUUUGCCCAGAAGACUCUGGGUAACCAGCUUUUUGUUUGUGGUCCUGAUGAAAAAGAAGUUCCAGAUGAAAAUCAACCUAACACAUCUGUUGUGUAAAAUAGUUUAGCUGUAGCCCCUGUUACUAGAUUGUGGAGAACAUGUGUGCUUAUUUUGUACUGCAGAAUUCCAAUAAAUGCCUGCGAAUUUCUCUAGUUUUACCACAGUUGUGCCUUGAGGGCUAAGAGCACUGUCUAACCUAUGUCAGCAAAGAGGGACUGGUUAUUUCCCCUUAUGUUUAGACAUGGGAAAAAAAGGAAGAAGGAAAGAAAAAGUCACUGUGUGGAUAGAGAAAGUAAAGUGAACUUCCCUUGUUCUUAUGAGCACAGGAAAUUUUACAGAGUGGCUGUCAGGUGAGCUAAGUUAUUCCUCAGCAGAUAUUUAUUGUCUCAACCAGAAGUCAGAUAAAUCACUUCAGCCCAAGACUCUUGUAAACGUCUGUCCUACUUCCUUUUUUAGAUCAGUAAUAUUUUUCUUGGUUACGAUAUAGAGACAAGUUUUUCUCCACCUAUUAAGAGUGUAGUCAGAAAACCAGUAUUAUUAAUCCCUUUGAGUUUAAGGAACUUAUUAUGUGUGGAGAAUGAAAUAUAUAACUAGACUUGUCCAAAAAGGUUCACGGUUUAACUUUUGCAUUUUGCCUAUAGGAUGGGGCAAAAUAUUACUGUAAUAUGUGAAUGUGGCUCUUGAGAAAAUGGCUCUUCAGAGCCUCAGGAAGAAGCAAAGCUGUACAUUUCUAGUGCAGUGUGGAAGGACUUCUGGUAUGCUCUUAGUGUGGCUGUACAUGUCACUGUCAUUAGCGAUCACUAAUUAUCUUAGUGUAUGAGAGAGCUGCCCCCAAGCCUGGCAACUACAGGUGCAGAAGCAGCCCACACUUGGAAAGGACUAGAAAUAUUUGAUGAGUUUGUACAGAACGUUUUACUUUUGCUGACUUGGGCCUAGAUGUUUGUUAUCUCUGAGCUAUUCUUGAGCAAGAAUAGUUACAAAAUUCCAUUUUCAAUAUCUCUUAAAAGAAUAAAGGAAAAACUGUAAACAUUUUUAAACUGUUUUGAAAGUCUUUUUUGUAACAUGCCAGUACCAACAUGGAACAUUGCCUUAACUUUUGAUGCACUUUCAUGGAGACUGCAAUGUGUUGCCGCAAGCACUUUCUUUGUCCUUGAGUUUAAUCUUUUCCUUUAUCUUGCUACAGUAUGACAUGAUUUACUAUGUUGUAAAAAUCUUCAUAAAAUAUUUCUAUAUAAAGUGUUUUUAAAGUCUUAA